CAAAAUUCCCAAAAUAUCUUCUCUAUACAAAAAUGGCGGUUUCUCUCCCAAGUCUUCACUUUGGCUACUUUCUAUUCUAUACUGUAUGUUUCAUCAUUACUUUUUGAAGUUGAUUUGUUUUUCUUUUUUUACUCUACUUUUCUUUGUUUUCUCUACUUUAAAGUCUAUAAAGUAGAGAUGAGAAUUGGACUUUAUAGACAAGAAUUGGGAGAUGAGCUUACGUGUUGGUCAAAUGUCGCUGAUUAAUUUGGAGCUUUAUAUUAGAUCAGAUUCAUGUGAGUGAGCUAUGAAAUUGGGCCAAUGGCAAUAUCGAGUGGGAGGCACUAGCGUUGAGAGAGAAGAGCAGCUUUUAAACAUCGUAGAAGAGCCCAAUUACUUCUGCCCCAUCAGUUUUGGUUCGAUAUUUUUUUUCUUUUGUCCGUGUUUAAUUGCCACCGGCCGUCCGUCAUCCGCCGCCGAUUCAGACGAUCGCCUGCUUCCGCGCUCAAAAAUGUCUAUCUCCGUCUCAGUUCCAUCCACCUCCCUCCGACGCGAUUCCGACUCUGAUCCUCUGUUGGCUACCAGAAAUCGUGUUCAGACCUCUGAGUACAUGCAUCAUACCACAAUUAGCAGAGAUGCUAUGCUUUUAAUUUUGCUAUGAGGAUGAAGAUGCUGCCUCAUUCAACAAGCCUGCAUGUCACAAGAGAAGAUAUUCUAUGAAGUCUAUCAGUUGCUUUGGCGUUCAAUUAACUCCAGAUACAAUUGCUGUAGCCAUGGUGUAUUUUGUUCAAGGGGUUUUGGGCCUAUCCAGGCUAGCAGUCAAUUUCUAUUUGAAAGAUGAACUGCAUCUCGAUCCUGCAGAGACAGCCAUCAUAUCUGGUGUAUCGUCUUUACCUUGGCUUGUCAAACCAUUGUAUGGGUUCAUCAGUGAUUCCUUCCCACUCUGUGGCUAUCGAAGGAGGUCAUAUUUGGUAUUGUCUGGACUCUUAGGAGCUUUCUCAUGGAGUUUGAUGGCUACCAUUGUCGACAGCAAGUAUGGUGUUGCCUUUUGCAUACUUCUAGGAUCUCUCUCAGUAGCAUUUUCUGAUGUAGUUGUCGACUCUAUGGUUGUGGAGAGGGCGCGUGGUGAAUCACAAACUGUGUCUGGUUCACUUCAGUCUUUAUGCUGGGGUUCUUCUGCUUUUGGUGGGAUUGUAAGCUCCUACUUCAGUGGCUCCUUGGUGGGUGCUUAUGGUGUGAGAUUUGUCUUUGGAUUAACAGCUUUGCUUCCCUUAAUAACAUCUGCUGUUGCGGUCCUUGUGAAAGAACAGCCACUCCAUGGCUCGGCAAGAGGACUUAUUUUGUCGGACUCUACUGCCUGUUUAGGAAGCUCGAAAAAUAGCUUACUUCAAUUAUGGGAUGCCGUAAAGCAACCCAAUGUGUUUCUGCCUACCUUAUUUAUCUUCUUGUGGCAAGCAACACCACAGUCUGAUUCUGCCAUGUUUUAUUUCAUUACAAAUAAACUUGGAUUUACCCCUGAGUUUCUAGGACGCGUGAAACUUGUGACUUCCAUUGCGUCACUGGUUGGUGUUGGGUUUUAUAACGGGUUCUUGAAAGGUGUUCGUUUGAGGAAGAUAUUUCUGGUGACUACUGUUAUCGGUUCAGUUCUUGGGAUGACUCAAGUUUUCCUUGUCACUGGAUUGAAUCGGAAGUUUGGCAUAAGCGAUGAGUGGUUCGCAAUUGGCGACUCCUUGAUUUUAACAGUUCUUGGUCAGGUUUCAUUCAUGCCUGUUCUAGUCUUAGCGGCAAAGCUAUGCCCAGAAGGCAUGGAGGCGACUCUUUUUGCGACCCUAAUGUCGAUUUCCAAUGGUGGUAGUGUCCUCGGGGGUCUAAUAGGAGCCGGCCUAACUCGAUUAUUUGGAGUCACAAAGGAUAAAUUUGACAGUUUAACUUUUCUGAUAAUCCUUUGCAAUCUUAGCUCAUUGCUGCCUUUGCCUCUACUCGGCCUCCUCCCCGAAAAUACAGCAGAUGACGACAGUGAUAUUGAAAUGAAAUCUAACUAAACUUUGGUUAUGCAAACAAUUGGAAAAACUAAGUGUAAUUGAAGCUUUGUGGCACGUUGGUACUUGUUACACGGUUGGUGCUAAUGAAAAAUAAAAACUGCUGUUGAGGGUUAUAUGACAUAACAGCUUAUUUGGUCACGUUGUAUUGUAAUUAGUGGAUACCCUUGCCUAUUUUGUUGAAACUAACAAUGAUACUUUUCACUUCUAUCUCAAAACAUUGUUGAGCCAUUAAGAGACUAUCAAAAAAAGUGAUGUUACUCGUUUCAUACAUCAAAUUGAUUUUUUGAUUUCCCAUCUCUUUUACUAAUUUACUUACAAUAUCAAUAUUUUGAAAGAAAAUUUGCUACUUUAGAACUACUAAGAACACA
This is a messenger RNA of Striga asiatica, 2389 nucleotides long. NCBI's taxonomy places the organism in Eukaryota, Viridiplantae, Streptophyta, Magnoliopsida, Lamiales, Orobanchaceae. The record is from the annotation of a GenBank genome assembly.